This is a messenger RNA of Conger conger (European conger), 4017 nucleotides long. RefSeq names its product phytanoyl-CoA 2-hydroxylase interacting protein-like b (gene phyhiplb). Gene Ontology annotation, molecular function: protein binding. Gene Ontology annotation, cellular component: cytoplasm. Lineage: Eukaryota; Metazoa; Chordata; Actinopteri; Anguilliformes; Congridae. The transcript has 5 exons. The record is from RefSeq and is a predicted model, not a curated record. The coding region runs from base 289 to 1422 and encodes 377 amino acids.
CACGAUGAAUAUAAAAGCCUGUGUGUUUUAUGGUUCUUCAACUUUACAAAAAACGAUUCGGCUUCUCUACUGUUCCACUCUUCCUCUCACGUCGCAGCGACAAAUCAGCAUUGUGCCGUGCGUUCGUGACGAUUCUCUGACGCCGCCUCGGCCAUACCAGUAAGAGAAACCCCGUAAAAGCGAUGAAAAACCUAUAGACUGGACUCUCUAUUCAAGGUGAAGGCUAAUCCUGCAGCACGGCGAACGAAAUUCCACAAACAUAGGGAGAAAUCAACGCGAGGUUAGAACAUGGAGGUUCCUCAACUGGGACACGGCAUUACUAGCCCCGUAAGCCCGUGUGAGGACAUGAUCAAGAAUCUGAGUUUGGAGGCAAUUCAGCUAUGUGACAGAGAAGGUAAUAAAUCCCAAGACAGUGGGAUUGCAGAGAUGGAGGAACUUCCAGUUCCACAAAAUAUCAAAAUUAACAACAUCACAUGCGACUCUUUCAAGAUAUCCUGGGACAUGGACUCAAAAGCCAAGGAGCGAAUUACCCACUACUUCAUCGAUCUCAACAAGAAAGAGAACAAGAACUCCAACAAGUUUAAACACAAGGAUGUUCCGACGAAGCUGGUUGCCAAGGCGGUCCCUCUGCCCAUGACAGUGCGGGGGCAUUGGUUCCUGAGCCCACGCACGGAGUACACGGUCGCCGUGCAGACGGCCUCCAAGCAGAGCGACGGUGACUAUGCUGUGUCGGAGUGGAGCGAAAUCAUCGACUUCUGCACUGCAGACUAUUCCACCGUGCAUCUAACGCAGCUGCUGGAGAAAGCCGAGGUGAUUGCGGGAAGGAUGCUGAAAUUUUCUGUGUUCUAUCGCAACCAACACAAAGAAUAUUUUGACCAUGCCAGGGAGGCCCAGGACAACAAAAUGGUGCCCUCGGUGAAGGACAACAGCGGCAGCCACGGCUCCCCCAUCAGCGGCAAGCUGGAGGGCAUCUUCUUCAGCUGCAACACCGAGUUCAACACGGGCAAGCCGGCGCAGGACUCCCCCUACGGCCGGUACCGCUUCCAGAUCGCGGCCGAGACGCUCUUCAACCCAAAGACCAACCUCUACUUCGGGGACUUCUACUGCAUGUACACGGCCUACCACUACGUCAUCCUGGUGCUGGCGCCCGCCGGCUCGCCCGGCGACGACUUCUGCAAGCAGCGGCUGCCCGCGCUGGACCUGGCCGACAACCGCUUCCUGACCUGCGCCGUGGAGGAGGACGGGAGGCUGGCCUUCCACCACGCGCAGGACGUCAUCCUGGAGGUCAUCUACACCGACCCCGUGGACCUGGGCCUGGGGACGGUGGCCGAGAUCAGCGGCCACCAGCUCAUGAGCCUGUCCACCGUCAACGCCAAGAAGGACCCCAGCUGCAAGACCUGCAACAUCAGCGUGGGCCGCUAACCCCCCCGAGGAAACCCCGAGGAGCCCCCCAAACAGACCGUUUGACCCCUUUAAUGUUACAUCCGGCCUCGUUCCCAUCCUUUUCGCGGCAUGCUUUCACUGCUUUUUUUACCGGACGGUGGUCUCUCCCUUCGGCCCGUUUCAUCUUUUUUCUCAAAUCUAUUCUUGCUAGAUUUGUUGUGUUCCUGUUUUUUUUUUUGUUUUGUUUUUUUUCUAAUCUUUUUCGGGAGGUAUCUGUGAAGUCCCUGCCAGGGGAUAUGAUAACAAUGCUUUAUUUACCAAGCCCCCUGCCCCCACGCCCAACCCUGUCACCCUUUUCCUGGCUGUGUUGCUUGUAACAGACAUCUCUCCAACCUUAGAGCCGCAAUGUAAUAUUUUGCCAAAGGUAACAAAAUGAUCAAACUGCUGUAGUGAAUCAUUGAUAACAGCUUCUCAAAGGUAUUAUAAAUGAACAUUAAUGCUAUCUUGUAAUGAAAUCAAAUUACGGGAUAAUUCGUAAGAGCAUGAUGGGUUGUACCUGCAGCAUGAAUUUAAUAUUGAAAACCUUGAAAUGUCAGCACCUACACCUUGUUAUUCUGCAGUGUUACAUGUUAUUUAUUCCAGACAACAAAAACAUAGACUGUGUUUGAGCAUAAUAAAUGUGAUAGAAAAAUAUUUAUUUUUACCAUUGUAUAGAAAAUGAACAAAUCAAAAGUGCACAAUAUCAACAAUUCAGAUCAUAGCAAUGAGUCGAUUUUUGGGGGGAAAACACCUUCCAAGCAAAAACAAAAAAAAGGGAAAUGAAAUACAGACAUUGCCUGAAUUACGUGCACUAAUAAGCUAACAUACACAAGCCCUCUUUAAGACAAAAAGAGGUGUGUUAAUUUAACAGGGUGUUAGACCAUAACGAAUCAAAUUUGGGCCAUAGAAAACAGAACAUUCUCAACCACAUUGAUUGUAGCACAACAACUUAACAGUAUAAUAGUUAAUUGGCAUGCAGAGACACUCAUUGGGAACGGUUUAACGUUAUUCGCCAUUAUAUGUUAUAGAUACAUUUCCGUUGUAAUAAUUUAGAUUGUGGGUUUUCUGAACGACAAGCUUCUCAAGCAGAAUUGCACUUAACAGAAAGCAUCACGUGAGCAUAGCUUCUGUGCGCCCUUCAAUGUUUCGCAUAUUUCACAGUACGAAGUAUUAUACUAAUAAAAUGCUGCUCACAAAAAUCAUGACCAUAUUACAGCUACAUUCCAGAUAUUUAAAAAUAAAACUAUAAAAAUGCCCAGACUGUGAUGUAAAGAAUUAUCAAUUGUAUUUUAUGGACUUAUACAGCCUAUUUGGAAUGAGUGCUGAAAGAAUGCUUUUAAAAAGCAAGGCCUACCCCAUUUAUUAACAGACAGCAGACAGUUUAUUGUUAGCCUAAUUGAUUUUCAGGCUGUUUGUCUAUACAUAACUCAUUAUUUGGUCUCCAUAAAUGACAUGUUUAUUUUCUUCAGGCCAUUACUUGUUGAUAAGGGGGAUUCAAUACUGGCACCAAUUGAUGUUAUGGGAAGUGCUUAUUUUCUGGCAAGACUUAAUUGGUGUGGCCAGAACGAAUGAAUUUGAAUAGCAUUGAGGAAGAAGACAAUUUCCUAUGGUAGAGUAGCAAAUCUGAGCAUUUCAAUAUUGUAUUUUCGAUAUUAUCGAUUUAAAGUCAGUACUACUUAAGGAUACUAGAAUUAGACACCUUUUGAACUGCGACCCGAUCUGAUAAAGCUGCAUGUUAUUUUGGUUUUUAUUUAAAAAUAUAUAAAUAGUAAUAAUAAAGUGCCAUAUUUUAGCAUAGACGUGUAUACAUUUUUUCACACAAACAUCAGUUCUUUCUCUGGACCUUAAAAUACGUAGAGUAGCACUUAACAAUGGUUGCUACAUAGUGCAGUACGUUGCAUUCGUGUCACAAAGGGCAAGGGGAAUUUUGGGUUGUAUAGCAACAGCUGGCUAGCUUGCCAUCCUCAUAACUGUGUAGACCAAGAUGAUGGUUAUUAAAGUGCAUAAAAGUGUCAGUAUGGCACAACAAUGUCCAAUAUGAAACACUCAAGUUCAUGUCCUAGCAUUUCCUUUGAAGAAAAAAUAAAUAAAUAAAUAAAAAUGGAAAGGGUUUUCUCUCAGAUGGCCUUGGAGGGUUCUUGUUUACUGAGAAGGACUUCCAGCAAUCUGAGCUUAGCUUUUAGAUUCUUGUACUCGUGGUACUCCUCAGCCAUGGGGAUGCGGUCGUCUUUCUGUGCAGUCCUUGUGUAGAGGAGAAGAAAAACACAUUAAGCAGGGUCGUCCCUUUCCGUGCACACUGCUAUAACCCCUGUGUUGCCUUAUUAAACUAGUUUUGUACAUCGGUGGAAAAAAAAAAGUAUUUUAUUUUAAUCGAUGCAUUUACGAAAAAUAUUAUAUGUACAGAACAGCUGUCUGCCCCCCUUGGUCUGUCACUCUGUUGUAGUACUCAGUGGGUGUGUGCAUUACGCUGUUGUAUCAUUUCUGCUGACCAAGCUGACUACUUUUGUGGAUGUUAUUUUAUUUUCUUCUAUUAUUUUUUUCAGGCAAUGUUGAAAACAUAACCAUUCAUUAAAAGAAAAAAGCGAGAAAAAUAAA